This is a messenger RNA of Fraxinus pennsylvanica, 738 nucleotides long. The record is from the annotation of a GenBank genome assembly. Lineage: Eukaryota; Viridiplantae; Streptophyta; Magnoliopsida; Lamiales; Oleaceae.
AUGGUGAAGGUAGAUAAAAAAUCUUCGUCUUCGUCUUCGUCCUCGACCUCAAAAUCGCAGUGCAAAAAGAAGUACAAGGGAGUUAGAAUGAGAAGUUGGGGUUCUUGGGUUUCUGAAAUAAGGGCACCUAAUCAAAAGACAAGAAUUUGGUUAGGUUCUUAUUCAACCCCAGAGGCAGCUGCUAGGGCAUAUGAUGCAGCUCUCUUCUGCCUUAAGGGCCCUUCAGCAAACCUAAAUUUUCCGUUUUCACCUUCACAAAAUCUUAAUCCCGACGCCAUUCUGUCACCUAAAUCCAUUCAAAGAAUCGCAGCAGCAGCAGCAGCAGAAACAAAUUUGAGUCCACAGUCUCCACCUUCUGUUUCCUCCAGUUGUUUAUCAUCAAAUUCCUUGCCAUUGCCUUCAGCAUCAGAAUUAGAAACAACAAAUAACGAUAAUAUAUUUAAUGAAAACGCGAAAAUUUUGUGUGUACAAUCUCCAACUUCCAUUUCCUCCGUUACAUCAUCAUCAAGUUCUUUGCCAUCGCCCUCAUUAUCAUCGUCUACUUCGUCACCCUCGGAUCGAUUUGAAGAUCAUGAAUGUGUAGCAGAUGAGCCAUUGAUCAGAAUGAUGAACUCAUCAUGGUACACCUUUGAUUCACCUAAGUACGAUGAUUAUACGCUCAAUGGGGUGUUCUUUGAUCCAUUGAUGAUGGAGGAUUCGUAUGAAGAUGCUGAUAUCAGUUUGUGGAGCUUCUGCUGA